CUUUCCCGAACACCCGUCGGUUGGCCUGGCUUCAGUAAGCUCGGAGCUUUCGACCGGUUCACUUCUAUCCGAGGCUACGUCGAUCUCGAAACCGCGUUAUAGACGUAGAAUCGACGACAUGUGCGUGACAAGAAGCGGAUUCUAGGUUUUUUUUUUUUUCAAAGAAGACUUUAAGAGAUACAGCUGGUGGAGUGAAUGACGCUUAGUUAGGGGAUGGUGGAUUAAAAACUAGGACUAAUGUGUCUGGAAAGAAUAAGGAGUCUGAGGAAUACCGAGUUCAUCGGGUGAAAAGCUGGAAUUGUAAUAUACGCUGGGUUCCUGUCUCGUUGCUUCGCUGGAAUUGUGUUCUAUACUGAAUUCCUAUCCUGUCGAUUCGCUCGCUGGAAUUGUAAUAUACCUUGAACCACCCUCUCGUCGAUUCCUCGUCUCAUCGGUUUGGUAGCUGAAAUCAUGACACCACAAUGUAAGUCCCAAUCUCAUGGGUUAAGUUGGUGGAAUUGCAAUAUAUCUAAGUCCCUAUCUCAUCGGUUCAAUUAUUGGGAUUACAAUAUAUUCUAAGUCCUCGUAGUCUGGUGUAGUAUUAUAAACGCUAAGCAUGGAUCUCAAUAAUUGAAUAUGCAAUUGGAAGAAACUGAUGUGACAUCAAUUACAAAAUCCAGCUGGCAGAGUGAUUGACAUUGAUCACUUGAUUCCUCGCAUAAGCCUUCGUUAUAGCGGCUAAGUACUCGGAGGACAAAGUGCUGCGAUUCAAGUGAAUCAGUUAUGGAGAAAAGGCUGGUGUGACAGAUCCAGGAGGACCCUACCGGCGAGAUGACGAGGAGCGGGAGUAACGUGCACGGUGCAUCAAAGCAUGCUUCAAGAUCGAUUCGAAUACGGUGGAAUCAGUUAGAUUACUAUAACGAAAGACGGAUAGAAACGAGGAAGUCCUGUGACUAGUCUGAUUUCCGAUCGUUUCAAAUGAUCAGCUCUGAAUAAAGAUGACUAGGAUCAUCAUUGUUGGAACCUAACAGUGAAUCGUGUCUGUACUUUGAUUUUUCUUCAAAAGAUCAACGACUAUAGUUGCAAAAAGAUUUUUGCAAUGUUUGAAAGAUAGUUGUUUAAAAGUUGACGAGAAGUUUAUUAUAAGGAUCGGUAAGGACGCCUGCAUGGUGAUAGUGGCGGCGCACAAACGAUUAAUUCUCGCUCGAUUGCUGAUCCAGGGAUGCAGUAAAAGCGGUGCACGCUCGAAGGGCGAAAAGAGGGACGCAAAAAGUGUCAAAGAAGCAGCCUGAUUGCAUCUUGCGAAGUUUUUAAAUAUCGUCGACGCCUACCGUCCGAUUUAACGCGGGAAGAUCGAUGAUAAUUAAAUCGUGUCACCUCUUGACGUCGACGACCUGGAAAAAAUUCCGCAGAUUAUCAUUUUGAAAUAUUACAUUUGAAGAGAACAUGUAAUAAUCGAGGAAACUUUUAUCUUGAAACAUCAUGCAAACCUCUCACUGGAUGAUCGUUAAAUUCUCUUGGGUCCGUGUCUCGGGUGCUCGUACGGCAGCUAGGAAAGUCCGUAAACUUUAACAAAGUGAAAGGGUUACAAUGCCAAGUAUCCUCUCGCCUCGUUCCCUCGAGCCGUUCCCGACUUAAACACGAGACGAGAACUACCUAGCCCGUUGCGCUCAAUGGUAAUUAAUUCAGACCUAAGAUGAUAUGGAGUCUGAAGACGAAGUGGACGAAGAUUUGCCGGAGGCGAAAGAUACAGAGGUGAACCGCAAUGAUAAUUUAGAAAGAUUCAAGACGAUGAAAAUCUCAACGAAACCAAUGUCCUCGAAAAGCCCAGAGCGAAGCGAGUGCCAGUUGGUGGGCUCGCCGAGUCCCGAAGAGUCCCAUGCGCCUGUCCCAUGCAAGGAUCCUGAUAAGAUGAAGGCAGAAGAAUCAAAAUUACCCUUAAGUACAAGUACCAAGACUGAAAUAAAAGAAAGCGACAUCGCGAGAAUAUGCAGAAGCAAGAGGAUUACCUGUCAGGAUACCAUACACGAAUACGACGAGGAUGAUGGUCUCACCAUGGACAAGGUUGGAAGAUAUUUGGAAGCACAUCCAGAGGCAGCUGAAGCGUGGCUCCGAGAGAACGCUAGCCUGGAGCUUCGCCAACGACUACAAGGGGUGGCUGUUCCUCAAGCCAAGUCACCAACGAGGAACCUGCAUCAAGAAGAGAAUCUACUCAGUCGAAGCAAACGAAACAGUGUCACCUCCGACUUGUUUCAAUGCUGGCUGGCUUCUAGUUCUCCAGCAAAACGCAGCAGAAGUCCCAGCAGGACCUAUACGUCACUAGUCGGACGAAGAGAAGAAUUAAACAGAUUAGACGAAAGUGAUCUAUUCAUGGAAUUGAUCAGAGACGUGGCAAACGAGCUGGAUAUCAAUGUCCUCUGUCACAAAAUCCUAGUAAACGUUGGCUUGCUUACGCAUGCCGAUCGAGGGAGCCUAUUCCUAGCUAAAGGACCUCUGGAAGACAGAUACCUGGUCGCCAAAUUGUUCGACGUGACGCAAGACACUGAACUCGAGGAAGCCAUUCAACGGGCGAAGAACGAGGAGAUUAAAAUCCCUUUUGGGGUGGGAAUCGCUGGCUACGUGGCUCAUACUAAAGAGAUCAUCAACAUCAAAGACGCCUAUAAGGAUCCAAGGUUCAAUAGUACUAUCGACAUGAGAACUGGUUAUAAAACUACAUUGAUCUUGUCGAUGCCUAUUUGCAACUACGAGGGCGACGUUAUUGGCGUUGCUCAGAUCAUAAAUAAAACCAAUGGGAGCAACGAGUUUACCGACAAGGACGUCGAGGUGUUUCAGAGGUACCUAACAUUUUGCGGGAUCGGCAUACAGAACGCUCAGCUGUUCGAGCUGUCGGUCCAAGAGUAUCGCAGAAACCAGAUCCUCCUGAAUCUGGCAAGGAACAUCUUCGAGGAGCAGAACAAUCUCGAGUGUCUCGUCACGAAGAUCAUGACCGAAGCUAAGGAGCUCCUAAAAUGCGAGAGAUGCGCUGUGUACCUUCUGGACCUGGACUGCGGCGAAGCAGGACAUCUGGAAAAAAUCGUCGAACGACCUGGCAAGUCGACGCAGGAAAGCAGGAAACCAUUGUCGAGGAGAGAGAGCAACAACAUCGAGAUGGAGGACAUUUUCCAACAGCACGCAACGAACGACAGCAACAAGUUCACCACCAUCUUCGAGAUGGACAACGAGACUCAAGAGGCCAAGGUAUACAGACCUAGCGGAAACGAUUUCUCAAAACCAUUGGGUCAAAUCGCGAGGUACGUCGCAGCUACUGGUCAAAUCCUCAACAUCGGAGACGUAGCCACGUGGCUGAAGAAGGAUGUCCAGUCUGGAAACGAAUCGAUCAAGAGCAUCCUCUGUAUGCCCAUAGUGAACGGUCAGAGGACUGUGAUCGGUGUUGCUCAAUUAAUCAACAAGGAUAACGGAACGUCCUUCACCGACUCUGAUGUAUCAAUCUUUGAAGCAUUCGCCAUUUUCUGUGGACUUGGGAUUCACAACACCCAGAUGUACGAGUCAGCUUGCAAGCUGAUGGCUAAACAGAAGGUUGCACUCGAGUGUCUGAGCUACCACGCGACAGCUAGUAACGACGACACCAUCAGAUUGACCUCUGAACCUAUACCAGCCGCAGACUCCUUCAAUUUGUACAGUUUUACCUUCAUAGAUUUUGAUUUAACUGACGAAGACACCUGUAGAGCCACUAUUAGCAUGUUCAAACAAUGCAAUUUGAUCCAGAAAUUUCAUAUACCCUAUGAAGUGCUGUGUAGAUGGAUCCUUAGCGUAAAGAAAAAUUACAGGCCAGUCAAAUACCAUAACUGGAGGCACGCGUUAAACGUCGCCCAAACGAUGUUCGCGAUGCUGAAGACGGGCAAGAUGGAACAGUUCAUGACCGACCUGGAAAUCCUGGGGCUUCUCGUCGCUUGUCUCUGCCACGACCUGGACCAUCGAGGAACGAACAACGCUUUCCAGAUGAAAACAGAGUCUCCAUUGGCUAUCCUCUACUCCACCAGCACCAUGGAACAUCAUCAUUUCGACCAAUGUGUCAUGAUCCUGAACUCGGACAGCAACAACAUCUUCCAGAGCCUGUCCAUGGAGGAUUACAGGAGGGUGAUGAAGGUCGUCGAAAGCGCGAUCCUCUCUACUGAUUUAGCAGUGUAUUUCAAGAAGAAGAAUCGCUUCAUGGAGCUAAUAGACGAGGGGGAGUUCGACUGGCAGAGUGAAGAGAAGAAAGAACUGCUCUGCGGGAUGAUGAUGACAGCCUGUGACGUAAGCGCAAUAGCAAAGCCGUGGGACGUGCAGCACCGGGUGGCAAAGCUGGUAGCCGACGAGUUCUUCGACCAAGGUGACCUGGAACGAUUGCAAUUAAACCAACAACCGGUAGCCAUGAUGGACCGUGAGAGAAAAGACGAACUACCGCAAAUGCAGGUCGGCUUCAUCGACGUGAUCUGCUUGCCUCUGUACAAGGUCCUCUCGGAAACCUUCCCCUGGAUCAUGCCUCUCUACGAAGGCACUAUGGAGAAUCGGAAACACUGGCAAGACCUGGCUGAGAAAGUCGAGAUGGGUCUGACUUGGAUCGAUCGCGACACAAUCGACGAACCGGUCGAGGAAUUCGUCUCGUACGAACCCAAGGACAUCGAGUUCACGGUCACGACCCUGAACUGUGCCCACGCGGACAAAAAGGACGUUCCUGAGAAAUCUGCGUUAGGAAGAUUCGCUUCGUUGAGGAAAGGCAGUCGCACGCUGAGCAAAGGGGUCAGACAUCGCAUCAGUAGAUCCCUGUACACUAGAAGCACCCCUGAAGAUGCAGCAAAAUCCAAGGCUCUGAUCCCUGACAGGAAGAGCCGUAAUAAACUCUGUCUACUCAUUUGACGGCUUACCUCGACCACCCUUGAAAGCAUUCCAGAAUGAUGAUCGAUGAUCGUUCUUCCUAAAUUGUCAGAAGACAGAUGUUGAAUCUGCAAAUUGUCUUCUGUAAACAACAGGUAUUGUUUACAGAGAAUCCUACAGAAGGAGAGAGACUUUGAACAGUCUUAGAAGCUCCAAUGAAUCAAGGUCGAUGAAUAAAAUCAAGCGUUUGCACCGUACAGGGGAGUCUGGUGCGAAUCCACCUACCUCGAGAAACCCAAAAGGAAUCAAAAUAAAAAAGUAACGUAAAACCUUGCUUGUAAAAUUCACUCCAAGACAGUGUUGUUUGAGAGGCAGGAGCGUAGGAAGUUACUCGGGUAGUCAAUGGCUAGGUAGUUAGAAGGAUGACUGGUUUAGGGGCAACCUUCGGCAAUAUGGCUCAUAAACGAAACCUAGAAACAAGAAUACGUUAUAGAGGUGGCGAGGAUGUGAAUUCAAUUUUGACAAUCUUUUUUGUAUUAUAUCUCCGAUACCUUAGGAAUACAAAUUCGCUAGACGAAGAGUGCGACAGCGAGUGAAUGGAAGAGAUGUAUUUGUGAGUUGAACGUGUGUCUUGAUUUAUAAGAUGUAACCGAGCUACGGGCAUUUUUAUAUACCACCUAAAAAGAAACAGAAAAAAAAAAACGAUAUAAGAAAAAGAAAAGAAAAAUUGGACUUCUGAUGACACGUUUACGUUUCGGUUCUAUUUUACGGAGAGAAGAGUUUGAUGAAAGGUGUUUGUGUCGGUGCAAGAUGGACAAAUGUGGAUCCAAGGCGAAUCGAUGAAUUAAUGAUUCCGUUGCGUCACAGGGCCACUCCAAAAUCGUGUUUCUGACGCAGGAAGCGAAAACGUGAUGUACCUCCCGUGUCUGCUUUCCUACGGAUCGGAAGUUUGAGUGGAACUCGAGGAUGUGACUCACGUUCCUUACUUUAUUUCUUGCUUUGCCUCUGUAUUCCCUCGUUACUCCUUCAGUUUCCUUCUCGUUCAAUGGGAUACCUUGAAGAAGAAGAAGAAGAAACUUGGAAAAAGUAAACUGGAUGUUUUCAAUUGACAAAAGUAAGAAAAGUGCUGGUAGAUGAUCUAAGUAACGUUUGUAGAACAGGUAUCUUUCAGGAAACGGACAAAAUGCCUGAAACUAUUUCGCACACGAGUAAAUAAAAUCUGAAUGUGCUCAAACGCGAA
This is a messenger RNA of Osmia lignaria (orchard mason bee), 6076 nucleotides long. NCBI's taxonomy places the organism in Eukaryota, Metazoa, Arthropoda, Insecta, Hymenoptera, Megachilidae. The record is from RefSeq and is a predicted model, not a curated record.